GUCAAAUACAGUAAAGCCAAAUACUUCCUGAUGCAUAAGUUUAUUGUCACAUGACAUUUUGUUUCACCAGUGGAAUGUACACCAACCGAACGCCGAAUUUUUACCGUUAAAUGGAACUGUCAUCUCGGUGACAUGACAGGAGCUUGUCACCACCAUGUAUCUCCCGGGCCACCAUACCUCCGUGUUCACGUUCCAGUCUGCGGUUCACAGCUCCCACGUCCUGAAGCGUCUCAACGACCAGAGACUGGGGGAUGUGUUGUGUGAUGUUACACUGGUGGCAGGCAGCAGGAUGUUCAGGGCCCACUGCUCUGUACUGGCCUCCUGUAGUGACUACUUCUACAGCAGGAUAAUCAACCACACCAGCCCCAGCUUGGUGCUCACUCUGCCUGACCAGGUAACAGCAGAGGGUUUUGAACCGUUGCUCCAGUUCUCCUACACCGCCAAGCUGCUCUUUACCAAAGACAACAUCCUGGCCAUCCACAGGUGUGCCAGGCUCCUGGGGUUCCACAACCUGGAGACUAGCUGCUUCGACUUCCUUCUGCCAAAGUUCCUGGAGGGUAGCAGCAGGACCACAGCCCAGGAGGGAGGAAGAGGAGGCUGCUGUCAGGGCAGGUCCCAGAUCAGCUCCUCCAACCAAGGCAAAUCACCUAGUGGCAGGUCCCCCAACCAGGUCAGGUCCCAGAUCAGGUCCUCCAACCAGGCCCAGGGCAGGACCCAGAUCAGGUCCCCCAACCAAGGCAAAUCACCUAGUGGCAGGUCCCCCAACCAGGGCAGGUCCCAGAUGAGGUCCCCCAACCAGAGGAGGUCCCCUAGUGUUGGCUCAGCCUACAGUAGAAACAGAAAGCGAGACGGAGACGGCCAGUCCCCCAGUGUCGAUUCAGCCCACUGUACAGGCUGUCAGUCCCAGAGCAGGACCCCCAACCAAGGCAUGUCACUCAGCCAGGCCAGGUUGCCUAGUGGCAGGACCCCCAGUCAGGGCAGGUUGCCUAGUGUCAGUUUAGCCCACAAUACAGACAGACACACAGACAGAGACCGAGAGCAGCAGGUUGGACCUCGACAGCAGAACACAGGCCCAGGCCAGACAACAGGAAGUGAUGUCAGGAACAUAGGAAGUGACAUCAGGCCACAGUGUUCAGCUGCCAACCCCAGUGGAACAAUAUCACCACCGUCACACCAGAGCUUAACAGUGCCUUCAGACGGAAACGUACAAAUAGACUUCCAGUCGUCAUCCCAAUGUCCAAAUACCCUGGCCUUGCUAGUCAACCCGGUCAGUGGUGGUCGGGAGCAGUUCUGCAUGUCACCCUUAUCCCUCGGGGGACUGACGUCCUCCAGCGGUCUUGGUGUCCGUCCCAUCCUGGCCUUGCCGUGUCCUGGUGGCGUUGACGGUAAACCAGACCCUGACGCCGUGUUCAGUGAUGGAGACAUCCUAGGGAUGGAGGCAGCGGCGUGUCCGAUGGCGAUGGGUCAGGGUGAGGGGUGUCCGAGAGGGUGCCCGCUCUCCUGCGAGCUGCCGUCCCCUGACGACGUGAGCCCAUCAGACCUUAUGGAGGCAGCGGACGGAGAGAUGGAUGGUGACCAGUCUGUCGUUGGGAGUCUGAUGGCUGAAGAAGCUGGGUGUAGCCCAGGUUCCUGUGGCACGUGCCCACUGAGAGGCUCGGUGGAGGUAGAGGAGGCCGAGCAACAGCAACCUGCAUUGGAUCUCCUGGCAAGACGCAAAAGCCCCAGCUCAGAAAAGAGUGGCGAGGAGAGCCAUGGUGGAUGCCCUAUGCUCCCAAGGUCACCAGGAUUAGGUCAAGUAGGUCAGCUACCUGUGUUAGAGCGGAGAGAGGACCCUGGUUUGGAUGGGGGCGUGGCUGUUGGGGGUCAUCUCUCUGACUCCGCCCUCACUGAUCCCACCCUCUGUGGUCUUACCCCUGAUGAUGCGGGGUACGGACUCGGAGAGCGGAGCAGCGUGGAGAGGGAGGUGGCUGAACAUCUGGCCAAGGGUUUCUGGCCUGACUUGUGCCCUUCACAGACUGAACCUCUCCCUAGUCUCCCUAAUCUGGACAUCAUGGAGCACGGAGGUCUGGGGAGAGUUCCUAAUCUGGACACCAUGGAGCACGGAGGUCUGGGGAGAGUUCCUAAUCUGGACAUCAUGGAGCACAGUGGUCUUGGGACGGCUGCAGACUUCCACUGGCAGCUAGACCUGAACUCAAAUCCAGGGGACUGUCCCUUCCUUAGAGACCUGGGGACAGGAGAGGCAGGGGGGAUAGAAGAGGUGGGGGGAGUGGGGGAGGUGGGGGAG
Coregonus clupeaformis (lake whitefish) is the source of this 2284-nucleotide messenger RNA. Its product is annotated as zinc finger and BTB domain-containing protein 22. The transcript is spliced from 3 exons. NCBI's taxonomy places the organism in Eukaryota, Metazoa, Chordata, Actinopteri, Salmoniformes, Salmonidae. Gene Ontology annotation, biological process: regulation of transcription by RNA polymerase II. Gene Ontology annotation, molecular function: DNA-binding transcription factor activity, RNA polymerase II-specific; RNA polymerase II cis-regulatory region sequence-specific DNA binding; protein binding. The record is from RefSeq and is a predicted model, not a curated record. The annotation marks the transcript as partial.